AUGACAUGGCAGCCCGCCAAGUAUAUGUACAAACACAAGAUCAAGUACGGCAUCGUCUCGACUUACAACGAAACCAUCUUUCUCAGGAUCGAACCGCGCAAAUCCAAUCCGAAAGAGUAUGGUCUUUAUUACUCGCCCAUCUUCCGCUACGAUACCCCGACUUGUGUGGACGAGGGGACCAACGAACACACAUUCGGUACUCGCUUCACAACUCUCUUUAUGUUACACAAGGUCGUCGACGAUGGAGGUGAAGGCUGGAGGCUGAAGGCGAGCGAUAUUCCGAAGCAAGAUGAUUGGUACUCUCGGACGGUUGCCGCCGACACUCCCUCAGCAGCUGUAGGGUCGCCCUACCUCGGCAAAACACCACUAAUACCCUCCGAAUCACCACCCUUACCCUCCGAAUCCAUGAUUCGGCGACUGCGUUCCGGGAAUCAGCUCUCAAAAGUUCUAACACCUAUCAAAGAAUCGCCCAUGAAAGCUGCGAAUGCGAUCAAAAAGACGGUAAAAGGGCUGAAAGACAACUUGAAGCGGUCCAGGGCACAGAACACAAACAAGAGCCCGUCACCGAAGCCCAGGUCUCCGCGCAACGUCAGCUUUGCAAAGACUCCUCUCCAAAGUGCCGAGAACUCCGAGGCUACAGAGUCAGGGCGCAGUUCUGAGGUGGCUGAUAUCGACGAUGGCGAUGAUAGCGAAUACAUCGAUGAUGGUUUUGACCUGUCUGACGAUACUGAUGGACCUGAUGAGUUUGAUGAAGCGGGAGCGCAGGCUGAGAACCUUGUUCGGCUGCAUAGACUGGACCCGAGUACACCAACGCCACUGAGUAGAAGUUGA
Messenger RNA from Alternaria ventricosa, 831 nucleotides. RefSeq lists its product as uncharacterized. NCBI's taxonomy places the organism in Eukaryota, Fungi, Ascomycota, Dothideomycetes, Pleosporales, Pleosporaceae. The transcript has 2 exons. The record is from RefSeq and is a predicted model, not a curated record. The coding region runs from base 1 to 831 and encodes 276 amino acids.